Messenger RNA from Eruca vesicaria subsp. sativa (arugula), 627 nucleotides. The record is from the annotation of a GenBank genome assembly. Lineage: Eukaryota; Viridiplantae; Streptophyta; Magnoliopsida; Brassicales; Brassicaceae.
AUGGCAGGCAAGGGAGGUAAAGGGCUCGUAGCUGCAAAGACGAUGGCUGCUAACAAGGACAAAGACAAGGACAAGAAGAAACCCAUGUCUCGCUCUGCUCGUGCUGGUAUUCAGUUUCCAGUGGGUCGUAUUCAUAGGCAACUCAAGACGAGGGUUUCAGCACAUGGAAGAGUUGGUGCCACUGCUGCUGUUUACACGGCUUCAAUUCUAGAGUACCUAACUGCAGAAGUUCUUGAGUUAGCUGGGAACGCAAGUAAAGAUCUGAAAGUGAAGAGGAUAACACCAAGGCAUCUGCAGUUGGCAAUCAGAGGAGAUGAGGAACUUGACACGCUCAUCAAAGGAACCAUUGCGGGAGGAGGUGUGAUUCCUCACAUCCACAAGUCUCUAAUCAACAAAACCACCAAUGAGUGAUUUUGUAUCUUAAGCACUGAUCUUAUGUGAUCCGCUAAUUAGUAGCUUAUGGUGUUUGUGUUUGUUUAGUCUUGGACUGCUUUCUUUUCCUUAGUUCUCUGACUAGUGUGUUGCUCUUUUUUUAGACAUCCUCAUGUGUACAUUAGUUUAUUUGAACUCUUAGACUUCUUGUUUGAGCGUAUGUGAUCCAUAUAAGAAAGGGUUACGUGGUUAUCC